Durio zibethinus is the source of this 1146-nucleotide messenger RNA. Its product is annotated as PTI1-like tyrosine-protein kinase At3g15890. Gene Ontology annotation, molecular function: ATP binding; protein kinase activity. Gene Ontology annotation, biological process: protein phosphorylation. Lineage: Eukaryota; Viridiplantae; Streptophyta; Magnoliopsida; Malvales; Malvaceae. The record is from RefSeq and is a predicted model, not a curated record.
AUGGGAUCAACCUUAUGUUGCUGUAGUUCGGAGAAGGUUGAUGAAGGGAUAACUGUGGUUACUCCAGGGAAUACAACGUGGAGAAUGUUUACCUACAAAGAGUUGUACACGGCUACUAAUGGUUUCAGCGACGAUAACAAGCUUGGAGAAGGUGGCUUUGGCUGUGUUUACUGGGGUAAAACCAAUGAUGGUCUUCAGAUAGCUGUUAAGAAAUUAAAAGCCGUGACUUCUAAAGCUGAAAUGGAAUUUGCUGUGGAAGUUGAAGUUCUUGGAAGGGUUAGGCACAAGAAUCUCUUGGGUCUAAGAGGUUACUGUGUUGGGACUGAUCAAAGGCUCAUAGUUUAUGAUUACAUGCCCAAUCUUAGCUUGCUGUCUCAUCUGCAUGGUCGAUUUGUUGGUGAGGUUCAAUUAGAUUGGAAAAGGAGAAUGAAGAUUGCGAUUGGUUCUGCAGAAGGCAUAUUGUACUUGCAUCAUGAGGUAACACCCCACAUCGUUCAUAGAGACAUUAAAGCAAGCAAUGUCCUGUUGGAUUCAGAUUUUGAACCGCUGGUUGCUGAUUUUGGCUUUGCGAAAUUAAUCCCAGAAGGCGUAAGCCACAUGACAACCCGUGUUAAGGGUACUUUAGGAUACCUUGCACCGGAAUAUGCCAUGUGGGGAAAGGUUUCUGACAGUUGCGAUGUUUAUAGUUUUGGUAUUCUCUUGCUUGAGCUUGUCACGGGAAGAAAGCCUAUAGAAAAGUUGCCUGGUGGUGUGAAGAGGACUAUAACCGAGUGGGCAGAGCCACUUAUAGCUAAAGGGCGGUUUAAAGACCUUGUUGAUCCAAGGCUUCGAGGAAAUUUCGAUGAAAACCAAUUGAAACAAACCAUCAAUGUCGCUGCUCUAUGCGUGCAAAGUGAACCUGAGAAGCGGCCAAACAUGAAGGAAGUGGUUAGUAUGCUAAAAGGGUAUGACAGAAGAGGCAAGUUGAUGCAGACGAGAAUGGAUAGCGUCAAGUACAAGGAAGAAUUACUGGCACUUGAUCAAACAAGUGAUGACGAUGACGGUGGUCCAGAGGAAAGCUAUGGAGUAUUUGGCGCCAUGGAGGUGCAAACGAUGCAAGACCCUUACAACCGACAUGGCAAUAGGAAACUUACCAAACAUUUUUGA